AUGGGAGCCACAUCCAGAGUUCUCCUCGUCCUAUGCCGUCUAGGAGAACUCGUCUGCGGAGCCGUCGUUCUCGGUCUUCUGGGGCAGGCCUUCACCUUGAUCAACAACGCCGGCGUGCUCGAGCCCGAGGGGCGACUGAUUUACACCGCUGUUGUGGCCUGUCUGACGAUACUUGACUCGUUAAUAUUCAUCGUCCCGUUUGCUUACUCGUACUGGUCAUUUUUACUGGACUUUAUACUGUUUCUUGCCGGCAUCCACACCUGCUCCUCUUUCUGGUUUAACAACUACUGGGGUUAUUACUGGGGCAGGUGGUAUGUCCGCGGGAAACCUGGCAUGGACAUCAACUGGACGGGCUGCAACGCGUAG
Messenger RNA from Podospora pseudopauciseta, 366 nucleotides. RefSeq lists its product as uncharacterized. The transcript has 2 exons. NCBI's taxonomy places the organism in Eukaryota, Fungi, Ascomycota, Sordariomycetes, Sordariales, Podosporaceae. The record is from RefSeq and is a predicted model, not a curated record. The coding region runs from base 1 to 366 and encodes 121 amino acids.